UGUGAUUUCCGCAACUCAGACCAUAAACGUACCAGUUGGACUUCACCUCCUCACCUCACCUCACCUUUUGGCGAAAAAGAAACAAAUAAAAUUCCUUGAAAAAUUCGAGGAAAUUUGUGGAAGACACACACACACCAACGAACUCGUGCGCGCACCAGAUCCGUUGUGUAUGACUUGUGCUGAUUGAAGAUUUUUUGAAUUGACCGACUAUUGAAAGCUGUAAUGGACGAGAGUUUGGUGAAGAGGCUCGAAGCCGCGGUGGUGCGGCUGGAGUCGCUUUCGAUCGGAGGAUCCCGGCAGGUUGCUGCGCCGGAGGAUGGCGGAGAUGCGGCUGCGACGGAUCCGUCGAUUGUGGCGUUUGAUGAUCUGAUUUCGCAGUAUGUUGCCAGAGUUACCAGCGCUGCGGAGAAGAUCGGAGGAAAGGUUCUAGAUGUGUCUAAGGCUAUUGCAGAGGCGUUUAGUGUGGAGCGGGAGCUACUUGUUAAAAUCAAGCAAACUCAGAAACCUGAUAUGGCAGGUCUGAUUGAAUUCCUUAAGCCAUUGAACGAGGCGAUUGGCAAAGCAUCUGCAUUGGCUGAGGGAAGGCGAUCUGAUUUUUCGCACCACUUGAAGACUGGUGCCGAUAGUCUGUCUGCUCUGGCAUGGAUUGCAUACACAGGAAAAGAUUGUGGUAUGAGCAUGCCUAUAGCACAUGUAGAAGAAAGCUGGCAAAUGGCUGAGUUUUAUUGCAAUAAGGUCCUUGUGGAAUACAGAAACAAAGAUGUAAACCAUGUCGAGUGGGCUAAGGCUUUAAAAGAACUUUAUUUGCCAGGGUUGAGGGAUUACGUGAAGGCUCAUUACCCACUUGGGCCUGUAUGGAACGCCACGGGUAAGAUUGCAGCCGCUGCCCCAGCAAAAGCAGCUCCGACCCGUGGCGCUCCUGCUCCUGCUCCUCCACCCCCUCCACCUGCUUCACUUUUCAGUUCUGAAACAGCUCAACCUUCUUCUACAGCCCCCAAGGAAGGAAUGUCUGCUGUCUUUGCAGAACUGAAUUCUGGAAAGCCAGUUACUUCAGGUUUGAAGAAAGUCACAGCUGAUAUGAAAACCAAGAAUCGUGCAGACAGAAGUGGCAUUGUCACUGCUCCUGAGAAGGGAACUCGUGCUGGUUCAUCUUCUUUCUCAAAGUCAGGACCUCCAAAAUUAGAGCUUCAAAUGGGUCGUAAAUGGGUUGUUGAGAAUCAAAUUGGAAGAAAUAAUCUAGUAAUUGAUGAUUGUGAUUCAAAGCAGACAGUCUAUGUGUUUGGCUGCAAAAAUUCAGUUCUGCAGAUUCAAGGCAAAGUAAACAACAUUACAGUUGAUAACUGCACUAAAAUGGGGGUGGUCUUCAAGGAUGUUGUGGCAGCUUGUGAGAUCGUCAAUUGCAGCGGCGUAGAGGUGCAAUGUCAGGGUUCAGCUCCAACAAUUUCAGUAGACAAUACUGCAGGUUGCCAGUUGUACCUGAGCAAAGACGCAUUGGGUGCUUCUAUUACGACAGCAAAGUCGAGUGAAAUCAAUGUAUUGGUGCCUGGUUCUGAACCAGACGGCGAUUGGGGUGAGCAUGCUUUACCACAACAGUAUAUCCAUGUUUACAAAGAUGGCCAAUUUGUGACAACUCCCGUCUCCCACUCUGGUGGCUGAAAAGACCAUCGAGCAUCGCUGAAGCUGCCUUCUCCGUCACCCUUUCUUUUUAAAGGUUGGGGAAUUUUCAAGUGUUCUUCUUCGGUUGAUUGCCCUGCCAUACCCAUUCAAUAUUUGUUUGAUUAUCAUUUUUGUUUUGUGCUAUUAUGCUCUGCCCUCUAGUUUGCUUCUUCUUGAAGAAGCUCCGUUUUCUUUUUCGGGGCACUACUCACAAUUUUUUCUUGUUUGUUUUAUGUUUGAUUCCUUUAGUGAAAAUUCAUUUCCAGAAUUUGGUUUUA
Molecule: messenger RNA, 1934 nt
Organism: Salvia splendens (bonfire salvia)
Lineage: Eukaryota; Viridiplantae; Streptophyta; Magnoliopsida; Lamiales; Lamiaceae
Product: cyclase-associated protein 1
Exons: 10
Coding region: 223-1656 (477 amino acids)
Biological process (GO): actin filament organization; cytoskeleton organization
Cellular component (GO): cytoplasm
Molecular function (GO): actin binding; adenylate cyclase binding
Source: RefSeq, a predicted model, not a curated record